GUCGAACUCUGGCAGAUCAGCAUCACAAGGGGCAGUUCAGUUCGAGAUGAAUUGACUUCCCCGAAAAACUCCUUAACCACCACCUCAGCAAGUAUUCUGCAGGUGUUUAAUCUAAUUGAAUCAUGGCUGCAAUGAACGGCGGCCGCAUGGGUCUGGGUAUGUCUUCAGAGGCUGAGGAGCUCCUGCAACUCCUUCAGCAGGUUCUCUCACAGGAGAUUGUCUCUGUGAAGGCUUUGGUUUUGCAACAACUGGCCCAGUACCGUGAGGAAUUCGAUGCGCGCAUGUCCAAGCUGGAAGAUCGACUUGAAGUUGCCGAUGGCUUCGGCCGGGAGAACGCUUCCAAGGUCUCGUCAUCUCUUUCGCAGGCUGCCACACGCUUCUUCCGGAAGAGUGAAGGAGGACUCAGCGAAUCUGAGCUGCUUUCCUCCAGGACGGUACACUCACCGCGUGACCAUGAGGGGCGGCCACUGCUGGAGGGCCCUGUUGCUGGUGGUCUUUCCCUGUUCAUCAGUGGUGCCAGCACGCAAGGCUUACCCACGAGGCUUGGCGAUCUCCGUCCAGUGCCGGAGAUGCCAGAGGAAGCGACGCCUCCGUUGAGGGCACGGAGUGAACGCGAGGGAAUUCGCGAAGAGGUCACAAGACCUUAUGUCAACGCCGCUAACACCGACGAUCUUGGCCCAGGCUCACAACCUCCAGAUGCCAAGGCUGCCGAGCUUCAUCGCACCCUGCACCAGAAGGUGGCCAUGGCCGCGGUAGCAGUGCGUGAGGCUGCAGAUGCCGCCAAGAUUGCGCAGUGCAAAAGCUCUCAACCGGCGAUGUCGGCCCCAAAGGAGAACAAGAUGGUGUGCGCAAGCACACAGACGACGACAAAUACUGUGGGCCAUGCAAUCCCAGUGGUGCGUCUUCCAGGUAGACCCCACGCCUACAGCAUUGCUCCAGUUGUGUCAAGGUCAGCCUCUGUGCCACCCUCCAAAGUCAUGGUGGCUCCUCCGGCCCCGAUGUGGAACCAUCAGGUGCAAAGCCCAAGAGUUCGAGUUGGAAUCCAUCAAGGAGUCCACACGCCUCGCACUCCUUCCAGUACGCCUAGCACACCAGCGACGAGACAAAUGCUUUGAAUCCAUUGCCAA
This is a messenger RNA of Durusdinium trenchii, 1127 nucleotides long. NCBI's taxonomy places the organism in Eukaryota, Dinophyceae, Suessiales, Symbiodiniaceae. The record is from the annotation of a GenBank genome assembly.